AUACCACUCCACUGUAAGCCUCAACCCAAAGACAUUCAGCUCUGCUUUUGUGGGUCAGAAAACCCAGCUUCCCCAAGUAAGUGCUCAGAGGCACCCUACUCUACAAGCCAGCCUCCUGCACAAAAGCUCUGUUUCACUUAUUCUGUGGGCUGUGAGAAGUCAACCACUCUGUUUGAUGCUCUGGCUUCUAAUGCUGUAGUGCUGCUCCUCUGUUGUUAUAGCUGUCAUCUGGCUCCAGGAGCCUCACUGCACAGGGACCAGGGUCCAGAGGACAUGCUCCACUCCUCGCUCUGGCUGCUAAUGAGAUCCCUCCUCCUGCUACCAGAGGGCUCAUUUUACACACAGCAGCACAGCAUUCCAGGGACUCCUGUGCGCAAUUACUCAACAGGUGAAUCCUAUCAGUCUUACCAGACCCAGGCAGAAAAAGGUAGUUUGGUGGGAGUUAGAGUCUGGCUAGAAGAACCGUAUUAAAUAAUUCACUGCCCUUGCAAGUACAAAUGAGAAGAAUGAGCUAGGCCAACUUAAGUGCAACCCUUUUCUUCAAAAGCAAAGCACAUGCCCAAAGUUACUACAUUUUACUAAGGAAAGUCAGUGCUCCCGACCUAGGUAUUUCAUCUAUACCCAACAAAGUGCUUUUAUAUAAUAGGAAUAGAAGCUACCGUAUAUACUCGUGUAUAAGCCAAGUUUUUCAGCACAUUUUUAAUGCAGUUUUUGUGGUAAAAUUAGGAGCCUCGGCUGAUACUCGGGUCGGCUUUUACUCGAGUAUAUACAGUAUAUUUCUGUUCUUGGACCCUUCCUAGUAUAAUUGCCAUGGUUGGUACAUAGUGGCCUUAGCUAAUUUAGAACAAAAACCAAGAAUGCUCAUUUGGUCUAUUUUAUUUCUAAUCUGGCUUUUUCACAUUGUUUUUGAAUAAGGGGUAAAGAUUCCAACAUAUACUUACCAGCUGCUUAUGCAUUCAUAGACUUACAGCCUCAGAAACUCUAUAGGAGGACUUUGAGUCAAAAUGAACAUGAUAGCAAUGAACGAAUCCCAACACUGACCAGGUUUACCUGUUUCUCUGAGUGUGGUAAAUGGAAGUGACCUUUAGAGCUGCCUGUGAAAGAUUAGCCCACAGGAACAAUGCAAUUUUAAGAAAUGUUUCAGGAGGAACAAUAACCAUGGCCUUGACAGUUUUCCAAAAGAAAAUAUUGUAUGAUCUAGAAUACUUUAUACAAAAGUUAGGUAUGCCAGAGAUUCCAUCACAAACAUAUGAAGGGAAAUGAUCAUCGGUUCAAGGAUUACUAGAUCCUUGGACUCAAUAGCAAACUGUUGUAAUUUUGCUUUGGUUUGCUCACUAGCCUCUCAAUCUCCUUCCUUUAUGGGGGAAAUAAAACAUUGGGUUAGUUGGUGGACUGACACACAAAAAGCUUGAUCCCUGAAGCUGAGGCACGGCAUAGAAACUAAGUCCAGCAAUUGAAUGCCCUUGCCCAAAUCCGUGAACAGGAGCCGCUGUUACACAGAAGGAAUAGGCCACUAGAAUUCAUUCCCGCGCCUUUCCCCUGCCCUGCGGUGGAAGCACCCAAGUGUUUAGCAACAGUGGCCCCUUCACCAGACUAGCUCCCACUACCUACUUUUCCCUGGGUUUUCCAGCUACCCAGCAAAUAUCCAGCUAAUUAUUUUUCUGCUUAAGAAAUAAAGACACUAAAAUGAGUUUCAAUGGCACUCUAGAAUUGUGUGAGGACGAUUCAGGAUUGUAAGGUUGUUACCAGGGUUUAUAGGCCCCGAGAUUUUCUAAAUGACAAGCCGCUGGACGUGGCUCCAGGAGGCCAGAGACCUCAUCUAGUUUGACUCCUAUGGCAUAACUCCUGGCUCCGUGCUAGCAAGCAGACAGUCAACAAAUGUUUAUUUCAUUCUAACGUGCAUGCAUGGAAUAGUAACACCUACUUCAACAGAUGGUCUGUCUGAGAUCUGUGGGUCCUGGCGACAUUUAGUGUCUAUUUUUUCUUAGUGAAUUCAAGCAUGAUGACACCAAGGUUUUACGUUCAGGUAAAUAGGCUGUUUUCUCACUGGCAGACAGGAGGACGUUGGGAGGAAAGAGAUUAGGUUUCUGCUGUGAAAAGUUGAACCUGUUAAAUGGCGUGGUUUCAAAACUUUUCUAACCACAGGUUAAACAGGUUGUGUCACUCUUUGUGUAAAAAGUACAGCAGUCCCUCCUCCUGAACUUCGCUCCGGCACAAACAACUGUUCCCCUCUGGGAACCCCCGCCUCGCUCUGGCAUGCCUGUGUGCAGAAUGCUCGCUCAGGUUUGAAAACGGGUUUUGCCCCUGCGGUGGAUGUAAGUUCUCAAGAUGAGUGGAAAACUUCUUACUGUCUUGCUUUUAUUGUCUGUGACUCGGGGAGAUGCGGAGCGGCUAGCCACCCGGUUGUUGAGCAUUGCAAACGCGGAAAGACGAUUUUUCACGAAAACAGAAGAAAGCAUCAUCGUAAGGUCAAAUUACAAAGAAAAACGGCCAAACUCCAGCUCCCUCGUUGUGCUCAUAGAAGAUCCGAACGUGCUGCGAAUGGUGACUGUGACCAAGACCCCGCUGGACGUGACAGACUUCACCAUACACCUGGUGACCGGCGAAGACGGACAGACAAAUCUGACCAUUCAACUGUGGGAUUCUGAAGGUAGGCAACAAGGACUCCUUGAAGAAAUUAAGAAUGUCAAAGUCGAGGUACUCAGACAAGGAGAAGCCAGUCCUUUCCAGGCAUCGGGCCAUGUUGAUAGGAGUGUCCUCAUGCUUGUUACGCUGCCGAUGAUACUGCUAAAUAAGUGUGCGUUCGGCUGCAAGAUUGAACUACGGGUGCUUCAGUCAGUGUGCAAGAGCCCGUUGCCAGUGAUUCUUGGGGCAGCUACCCAGUUUGUUCUCAUGCCGCUUUGUGGAUUCCUUUUGACUCGCAUCUUGGCAUUGCCCGAGGCACAGGCUUUUGGAUUUGUAAUGACCUGCACAUGUCCCGGAGGGGGUGGGGGCUAUUUCUUUGCCCUGCUUCUGGGGGGAGAUAUCACUUUGGCCAUAUUAAUGACUUGCACGUCCACAGUGUUAGCCCUGAUAAUGAUGCCCAUCAAUUCUUAUCUAUACAGUAGGACGUUAGGGUUGUCGGGUAUAUUCCGGAUCCCCGUUUCCAAAAUUGUGUCAACGCUCCUUUUCAUAAUUACGCCGAUAUCACUUGGGGCAGUCAUCAAGCACAGACUCCCUGAUAAAGCCAACUUCCUAGAGAAACUAAUUAGACCUCUGAGUUUUAUGUUAAUGUCUAUAGGCCUCUAUGUCACGUUCAGAAUGGGAGUGGAGUUUUUGAAAACAGUUAACCUGGAGGUGUUUCUGUUGAGCCUCGCCAUUCCAGCUUUGGGUUUGUCGUUGGGCUACUCCUUUGCCAAGAUCUGCCUGCUGCCUCCGCCAGUGUGUAAAACUGUUGCUAUUGAAAGUGGGAUGCUAAAUAGCUUCCUGGCCCUGGCCAUUAUUCAGCUCUCUUUUUCACAGCCCAAGGCAGCCGAAGCGUCCACGGCCCCUUUCACAGUCGCCAUGUGUUCUGCAUGUGAAAUGCUACUGAUCCUCCUGGUCUACAAGGCUAGGAAACUAUGGAUCCUUACCGCAGAAGCGAAAAGAAAAAACACUCACCUGGUUUAACGAUGCAAGCAUCCCUGAAUUCCUACUCGGGAUGAGGUGCAGUGGGAGACUGAAACAAUACAUAUCACGAAAAUUACAUGUAAAUCCCCAAGGAGGGCUACAAACAGUGAAAUGUAUAGAAGUGUAGAGGCAGGUGAUACCUUUGAAAGUGCAGUGCUUAAUAGAGUAAGAGUUGAACACGAUCCAUUAUUAGCAUCUCUUAAACAUGAAAGGACAAUAAAAAAAUAAGCUCCUCCUUAUAGUGAUUAGAAUAUAUUCUGAGCCUUCAAGGAAGGGUGUCCGCUUCAUAGAUGUUCAGUGAGUGCUCCCCAAUGGGAUGAAUAGGCAAAUUCCUGUGUGGCUCUCUCGUCUCAUCAGAAACAGUUUGUUUCUCCUACCUUUCACCUUUUGCACUAAACGUAUUAAUGUUGAUGCCAAAACACGGGGCCAUCUUUUCUCUUCCUUCUUCAUUCUUUCCUCUGACUCAACUUAUUCUCUACAGAAAAGUUCCUCUAAUAGCUCUUGUGCAUUCUCCUCUCCUUCCCCAGCCCGCUGUUCGGUUUUGUAAUGCUUCUUCCUUGGGCUGUCUAGCCGGCUUUGCACUCUUGUUCCACCCUACAAACAGUCAGGUCAGUCUUUAACCAAGUCUGUCUUUGACCAGGUAAUUUCUCUGCUACAAAGUCUUUCUGCCUUUUGAAUAAAGUCUGUAUUCCUUAUCUAGUAAUUCAUUACACUGUAGCCCCUAGUUAGUGGGUCCAGUUUUACCUCCUCUUCCAUCUCUUUACAAACCACCUUUGCUUCAAUCAAAGAUGACUUGCCUCAUGAAUAUGUCCUUAUUCAUGCUGUUCCUGCCUCCCAUUUAGAUCUAAAGUCUCUCUUUAGAUUUCAAAAAUCUUACACAUCUGACUCAAAUACUGCCCUAAAGCUUUUGCUAACCCCCUCCUGGCUACCUGUAAGUGAAAUCUUUGUUUUUGUUCUUAGAGUAUUAAGUACAACCUGGCUCAGCUCAUAGCUGUUAGUGUGCCUGUCUUAUCUUUUUUUUUCCCCAUUGGGCUUUAAAUCCUUGAGUGUGAGAAGUAUGCUUACUCAUUUUGAUACUCCACACAAUUUCUCACAUAGUAACUUCUACAUGAUUAUUCAAAUAUGGAGUUGAAAUACAGAUUAGGGCCCACAUGAACAGUGUGCACCUUUAAUACUACUUUUGAAUUUUCAGUGCAAAUGUUAUCACCGACACCCAGUUUGCCACCCUUUUCAAAGGAGAGUGGGCAACAAGAAUAGGAAAUAGCAUGGCUUCCUGUGUUUGUUAGCUUUAAGACUUUAGAAAAUUACUUAAUCUCCCUGAGGUUCAGUUUUCUCAUCUUAAAAUAAUAAAGAUAAUGAUGUUCACUCCAUCCAGUUGUCUCAUAGAAUGAUACCAUACAUGUGCUGUGCAUAAAGCAAUCCCCGAUAUAGUGUUUGAUGCUAUUGUUAUUCUAUCCGUUUAAACAUUUGACUUUAUCUCUCUCACUGGUUUGAAAUAUUGAUUAGGUAACUAGAUAUGGCAUCUAAAGCAACUUCCUGCAUAUUUAUUUUCCAUCCUGCCCAUAUUAUUAAGGGAUUUUGUUUGCUUUGAUAGCUGAUAACUAAUGUUCUUUUUUCUAAUUCCACCAAAUACCAUUAUGAAAACCAAGGCUCAGACUUGGAUUGGGGCGAUGGUGAGUGGUUUUAAUUCACUGUGUGAAAAGAGUAUUGUCUGUGGAAAAAUUUACUAUGGAAUUUAAAAAAAACAACAUUUUAUUGGGGGCUCGUACAACUCAUCACUAUCCAUACAUACAGGAAUCUUUUAGACAGAAGGGGUUAAAUAAUAGUUAAAUUGGUAUACACUUAAGUUGCAUAAAUCUUUGUGACACUGAUUAGGAGAUGGGAGAUCUGCCUUUCUAGUUGGUUGUACUUUGAUCGCUAAUCCUGUGACUUCAAACGAGACACUUCUCUAUACCUCAGUUUUCUUAAUCUGUAAAAUAAAUGUAUUUGACAGAGGGUUUUAGCGCUUGUCCCACUCUCGUGAGCAUGUGAUUCUAUAACAAAACCCUAGCCCCACUGGGAGGAUGAUGGGGUCAAGCGGAGAAGGUUUGGUUUAGGAGAAUAACGGAACACCGCUGUUGAUUUAUAGUCAUAGAAACAACCAAAGUGUGACCUUCCGGAGGGUAGCAACCUUUCCUGUUCUUUGAAUUCCCUGCAGUGAUUAGUAUAACAGAACAGAGUAGGUGCUCAUUAAAUAUUUAUGAGUUAAUUAAGACAGACCAAUAACACUUUUUUAAAGAAAGACAUAGAAAGAUCAACACCAGAUCAUGCACCCAGACUAUCAGACUGUGCCUGGGUCUGAAAUCCCUGCUCUGUCACUUACCCAGUGGGUGGCCCAAGUCAAGUGACUUAAUUUCUCCAUGCCUGAAUUCUACUGAUAAAAGAACAUUGCGAUGAUGAUAGUACUGACCUCCUAUUGUACUGAGUUCUUGAGAAAAUGCUUGAAAUAAUACUGAACACAUAUAUGGAGGGUUAUGAUGGUUGUUUCUGUAUGUUUGACAAAAUACCGGUUAAUGCCUUUGACUGCUAACCAAAAGGUUGGAGAUUGGAGGCCCCUUUGAGGAAACGCUGGCGAUCUUCUGAAGAUGAGCCAUUGCAAAUGCUGUGGAGCACUGUGCGGGCUAAUGCACAUGGAGGCGCAUGAGAUGGGAUUGCCUGGAAGACAGCUGGUUUAUGAAUAUUUGAAUGGUCUUGUUCCUUAAGAAAAGCAGUUAAAAGUACAUGAUUGGCCUCAAAAUAGUUUAUAUUUCUCUCUUAAUACGAGGACACUUCAAAAAGUUCGUAGAAAAUUUCCUUUAUCUUUUUAUUUAAUUUUCCAUGAUUUUUUGCCGCCCUUCUAUAAAUACAUCAUGGAAUAUAAUUUUACAUAGUAAGCCUAUCUGAAAAUUUGGAUGGAGAUGAACUCACUAGAAUAAUUCUGUAUUGUUUUGUUUUGUUGAACGAAUGGCAUAAAGCAGUUUUGCUUAAUAUACCAUCUGGUUUACCCAGCCAUGACUGCUUGCACAACAGACCCCCAUAUAGACUAGGAGUGGCUCCAUAAAAU
Echinops telfairi (small Madagascar hedgehog) is the source of this 6730-nucleotide messenger RNA. It is a transcript of the gene SLC10A5, whose product is annotated as solute carrier family 10 member 5. Gene Ontology annotation, biological process: bile acid and bile salt transport. The record is from RefSeq and is a predicted model, not a curated record. Gene Ontology annotation, cellular component: membrane. Bases 2329 to 3648 code for a protein of 439 amino acids. The transcript has a single exon. Gene Ontology annotation, molecular function: bile acid:sodium symporter activity. NCBI's taxonomy places the organism in Eukaryota, Metazoa, Chordata, Mammalia, Afrosoricida, Tenrecidae.